ACAGAGCUCGAUUCAGUACAAACCUUCCCUUUUGAGUUCUGAUUCUUCCUUCCACACAAAUGGCUUCCAUCAGGGCUGUUUCCAUUCUCGCUUUGCUACUUGCUCUGUCCGUCAUUGUAUCAGAAAGCCGCGUCGCCAGGAUGGAUUUGGGCCUCGACCUCGGCGGAGUUGGCGUCGGUAUUGGCACCGGCGUGGGGUUGGGGUUAGGUGGCAGUGGCUCCGGAUCUGGGUCUGGGUCUGGGUCUGGCUCCGGAUCUGGGUCCAGUUCUGCUUCGUCAUCGCACUCCUCAAGCUCCAGCUCUGGCUCUGACGCUGGGUCCGAAGCUGGUUCGUACGCCGGCUCUUACGCUGGGUCCGGAUCGGGUAGAAACAGAAACGGGGGAUCUGGAUCUGGGUCGGGGUCGGGGUCUGGAUAUGGUGCGGGUUCUGGCAGGGGAAGCGGCUCUGGCGGCGGUGAAGGAUAUGGAGAAGGGCAUGGUUAUGGGAAUGACGGCGAGAACUGAGAUGAAAGUGAAAACUAUGAAAAAAUGGAAUUAAAUAAGGAUGAUCAUCGUUUUAUUUUUGUAGAUAGAUGAAUAAAGGGGCUAUGGAUGAUGAUGAAUCCCUGAUUAUGUUCUUGCUUUGUUCUUCCACCCAGUUUGAAUCAUGUAGCAUCUCUGUAUGCAGUACUUAAUAAAAUUUGGAUUCAUCA
Molecule: messenger RNA, 691 nt
Organism: Cucurbita moschata (crookneck pumpkin)
Lineage: Eukaryota; Viridiplantae; Streptophyta; Magnoliopsida; Cucurbitales; Cucurbitaceae
Product: glycine-rich cell wall structural protein 2-like
Exons: 2
Coding region: 60-503 (147 amino acids)
Source: RefSeq, a predicted model, not a curated record